Cuscuta campestris is the source of this 2753-nucleotide messenger RNA. The record is from the annotation of a GenBank genome assembly. Lineage: Eukaryota; Viridiplantae; Streptophyta; Magnoliopsida; Solanales; Convolvulaceae.
AUUAAUAGAAGACAUUACUAAUAUCACCCAUUUUAUUUAUUAAAAACUGAGAAUAAACUUGAAAUUGGUACUAGAAGAAUAUCAAUCAACGUGGAUCUAUCUGCAUCCCCUUUUGGAGGAUAUUUUAAAGAUUGAAGAUGCCGGCCACCCGUGCUCCAUAAGACACCUAAUUUGUUCCGAUUUUGAUCUAGAGAUCAUUGUAGAAGUUAACAUCCCAAUUCAGUGGCUGAGACGAUCGAGAAGAAGGGCAAGGAAAAUUGAAGUGAGAGAAAGCAUCGUUAUAUACUAAUUUAAAAAAACAAAUAACCUCUUUCAAAAUUCACUCUAUUUUUCUCAUACGGAAUACUUUAUGUUGGAAAUUCUUUAAAAGUAACAUAUGGAGAGUAUCAGAGUAAAGUGUUCUCCUUCUUGACUAUCAAACUUCAAAGUAUUAGUACUGCUGGUGAUAUUCAUAAAUUGGACCUGUUUUCAAGAAUGCAUAGCCAUGGCCUGGGCAGCGAAAGAGAUCCGCUCUUGAACAGACACGGAGGAAGAAAAAGAGAUGGUUCAACUGAGAAUGGGCAGCUCAUUGACCUCGAGCAAGGGGGUGAAGUGCCGGCACCAAAUGUGGGAUUUUGUCGUGUCCUUUCACUUGCUAAACCUGAAGCAUGGAAGUUGACCCUUGCAACGAUAGCACUCUUGAUUGCAUCAACAUCUAGCAUUUUGAUACCAAAAUUUGGGGGAACCAUUAUCGAUAUUGUUUCAAGGGAUAUCCAUACAGACGAACAGAGAGCUGAAGCUAUAGGAGCUGUCAAAGGCACUAUUCUAGAAAUAUUUUUGAUUGUGAUAGUUGGUUCAAUCUGCACAGCACUUCGUGCAUGGCUGUUCUCUUCUUCUAGUGAAAGGGUUGUUGCUCGCUUGAGAAGGAACUUAUUCAGCCACCUCAUUAAUCAAGAGAUAGCCUUCUUUGAUGUGACUCGCACUGGGGAGCUCCUUAGUAGGCUCUCUGAAGACACUCAGAUCAUAAAAAGUGCAGCAACAACUAACCUUUCAGAGGCUCUCAGGAAUCUUUCUACCGCAUUUAUUGGUCUUGGUUUCAUGUUUACAACUUCAUGGAAAUUAACAUUGCUGGCUUUAGUAGUUGUUCCAGCUAUAUCAGUCGGUGUACGCCAAUUUGGCCGCUAUAUGCGUGAACUUUCCCAUAAGACUCAAGCUGCUGCUGCUGCGGCUUCAUCAAUUGCUGAGGAAACUUUUGGGGCAAUACGCACAGUAAGGUCAUUUGCACAAGAAGAUUACGAGAUAUCACGGUACACAUUGAAAGUGGAAGAGACAUUGAACCUUGGACUUAGUCAGGCUAGAGUGGUAGGUCUUUUCUCUGGAAGCUUAAAUGCAGCUUCAACUCUAUCAGUUAUUAUUGUAGUACUCUAUGGAGCUACUUUAACAAUUAAUGGCUCAAUGACAGCUGGAUCUCUGACGUCAUUUAUUCUUUAUAGUUUAACUGUUGGAUCCUCGAUAUCUGGACUAUCUGGAUUAUACACUGCAGCAAUGAAAGCUGCAGGAGCAAGUAGGCGUGUUUUUCAACUCAUGGAUCGUGUCUCAUCAAUGCCAAAAUCAGGAAAUACUUGUCCCUUGGGGGGUCAAGAUGCGGAGGUAGAAUUAGAUAAUGUUUGGUUUGCUUAUCCAUCCCGCCCCAAUCAUAUGGUCCUCAAGGGUAUUACAUUGAAACUACAACCUGGGUCAAAGGUUGCACUGGUUGGUCCAAGUGGCGGAGGCAAGACUACAAUAGCUAACUUGAUUGAGAGGUUUUAUGAUCCCAUCCAAGGAAAGAUCUUGCUCAACGGGGUUUCUUUGCUAGAAAUUUCUCAUCAACAUUUACACCAAAAGGUCAGCAUAGUGAGCCAGGAACCUGUUCUUUUCAAUUGUUCCAUAGAAGAGAACAUUGCAUAUGGCUUGGGUGGCAAAGCAAGCAUGAGCGAUAUAGAAAAUGCAGCUAAAAUGGCAAACGCUCACGAGUUCAUAUCAAAUUUUCCUGAGAAAUACCAAACAUAUGUGGGAGAACGUGGGUUAAGGCUUUCAGGAGGCCAGAAACAGAGAAUAGCAAUUGCUAGAUCUCUGCUGAUGAAUCCAAGGGUUCUACUUCUGGAUGAGGCUACAAGCGCACUUGACGCAGAAAGUGAAUAUCUUGUUCAGGAUGCCAUGGAUUCUCUGAUGAAAGGGAGGACUGUACUUGUCAUAGCUCAUAGGCUUUCCACGGUGAAAAGCGCAAACACUGUAGCAGUGAUCUCUGGCGGGCAGAUAGUUGAGAGUGGCACUCAUGACGAACUUCUCAGCAAGGAUGGCAUUUAUACAGCACUGGUGAGGAGGCAGUUGCAGGCACCCAAAGACGAAUAAGGAAGCGCCGUGUACAAACAGAUUUCACAGUAACCACACUUAAGUAUGAUAACUUCAUCCACUUCUUUUCAGCCCAUAGAAACUAUCAGUCUCAACAUAGAAAAGAUUACUUAUGUGGACGAAGAAGAGCCAUCUUUUUAUAUCCAACAUAUGGGCUGCCAAUCUUUUUGUUAAUUGUUUUUUCACCUUUCAACUAAAUGGUCGUUUCAUCAUAUCCCUGAUGCUCACGCAUGUUAUCAUUUCAGUGUUGCUUAUGUAUUUAUUGAAUCCAGUUAUUGACUUGCUUCAGGUACUUCUGAAAAUGUAAUGCAAAUUUCAAUAUUCUUAUUGUUUCGCUUCAAAUUCUUUGUGUCGAAUUAUUUCAGUAAACCGAUUGCACUUUU